AUGACGCGAUGCCACGCGUCCCCACCGCGUCACGCCGCGCGUCGCCCGGCUGACCACGACGUCGGUCACUUUCAGCGCGAGCCGCUGCGACUCGACCCGGACGCGCCGCUGUGGGUGUUCGGGUACGGCAGCAUCGUGUGGAAGACGGGGUUCGAGUACGAGGAGCGGAGGGUGUGCGUCGCGCGGGGGUGGCGACGACGGUUCUACCAGGGCUCCACGGAUCACAGAGGCACGCCGGAUUUCCCCGGCAGGACGGUCACGCUCGAGGCGUGCGGGGACGACGUCCGAUGUUGGGGCGCCGCGUACAAGAUCUCCCCGAGAGACGCCCCCGCGGUUCUAGAUCUUUUAGAGAUCCGGGAAAAGCAAUACGAUCAGCGGAUCUUAGUUCCCCUCCACGAAGACGCCUCGGACGACGCCCCCGUCAUCGUCGAGAACGCGCUGACGUACGUCGCGACGGCGCACGAGAGCAACCUGAACUGGCUGGGACACGCGCCGGUGGAUGACAUCGCGAAGACCAUCGCGCGCGCCGUCGGACCGUCGGGCGCGUCCUAUUCGUCACACUGGUCCCCAUACGACCGCGUUCGCGUGGUGAACGCCGAUCCUUAA
This is a messenger RNA of Micromonas pusilla CCMP1545, 606 nucleotides long. RefSeq lists its product as uncharacterized. Gene Ontology annotation, cellular component: cytoplasm. Lineage: Eukaryota; Viridiplantae; Chlorophyta; Mamiellophyceae; Mamiellales; Mamiellaceae. The coding region runs from base 1 to 606 and encodes 201 amino acids. Gene Ontology annotation, biological process: glutathione catabolic process. Gene Ontology annotation, molecular function: glutathione specific gamma-glutamylcyclotransferase activity; gamma-glutamylcyclotransferase activity. The transcript is spliced from 2 exons. The record is from RefSeq and is a predicted model, not a curated record.